UUGGGGCUUAAAUGCUACACGGCAACAUUUAAAAACAAAGCAGCUAUUUUCAGCUUUGCCAAAGAAACAGCGGCGUUGAGAUGUCAGCGCUUCAGGAGGGGAUGGAAAAAGGUCCUCUCUGCGCAUGCUCAGUCUGCGCUCCCCGUCUUAUUAAUUUUUAAUGGAAAAUGGCUGCGUUUCUUUUCCAAACCUCUGGAGCAGGCAAAUAAUAUAUAUAUAUAUAUAACCCAGUUCUUUUAAGCCGUCCGGCGUCUCGGGCCCGUGCACACCGACACGAACCCGGUGCCGUGGUCGUGGUGACCGGUGUCCUCCGCUACGAAGAGAUUCGGAGGAAAUGGACCGACUCAGGCUUUGAAGGGGAUGAAAGAUCAUUUUUCUCCUUAACCCUUUCUGCACCGAGAUCUGCGAACAAUCGAGCAGACGAUGAUGCGCCAGGUGAGCGGCGGUGACUUCUGCAUGAACAGCCGGCCGUCGUGUUUGGCCGAGGACGGGCACCACGCGGCCCACUUCGACCUGUGCGCCUCCCAGUCCAACAAGUUCUACCCGCCGCCCCCCUCGUCCCUGCAGAUGACGCUGGCGCCCAUGGCUCUGCCCGCCCACAGCCACAAGCCCAUGGUGUGUCAGCGACAGGAGGCGCCGGACCCGCGCACGCCCAAAGGCACCAAAAGCUCCGACCCGGACGACGGCAAGAAGAAGAGCAAGGCGUCGGGGAAGACGGGGCGGCGCGGGAGGCCGCUGGGAACCACCAAGCUGGCCGGCUACAGAACCAGCACGGGCCGGCCGCUCGGCACCACGCGGGCCGCCGGGUUCAAGACGAGCCCGGGGCGGCCGCUGGGCACCACCCGAGCGGCCGGGUACAAGGUGAGCCCGGGGCGGCCGCCCGGCAGCAUCAAGGGCCUGUCCCGCCUCAACAAACUGGCCUACGGCAGCGGCUGCAGCGGCGCCGCCUUCCCGUACCCGCUGCCGCACAAGGACCUGCUCUGUGAACCCUCCUGCAAAGACAAGGCGGCCAACGAGUGACGGCGGCGCCGCCUGUGGGGACGCAACACGUCCUGUAUCUGAACUAAGUAGCACCAGACGUUUGAGGAGGUUCUGUGGUGGAAGCUCACUAUGGGUUUGUUUAAGCGUGAACAUAUUUGAACCUGUUUAAUUACUGUGAACGCAGACGUUCUAGCACAAAACCGUUUUACCUGUACAUUCAUCACGUCUCACUUUCGCUUCUAGUGGCAUCACGUUUGGCACCGUCUCUGUGCAGCCAGAGGUUCUGAUCUAAUGAUAUGUAGCAUGCGUUGGUGCCUCCCUCUCUCUUUGCUUAAAGCUGCUGUUGAGCUGAUUCAGAGGUCGAGUUGUGGAUCAAUGGUGCUGAAAGACUGAAUCAGCUCAAUCGGCACCUUCAAGCUCGGCCGUGCUCUGAACCCUCACAGGUCAAAGCUAUUCGGUGCUGAAUGAGCCCAAACAUGGACGCUGACUCUGCUUCCACAUUGCUCCUGAUCCCGGCCCGGUGAUACUGGUCCCUGUGGACCGCAGGCGCCUCACUGCCCGUUGGUUGGUAUCGGAUCGUGUCCAGUCAGAGUCGCAGUCUGUUUUGUAGUGAACGCCUGAUGCGUUCGCUGGGUGUCGUUCAAACUCGCCCUGCUAGAAAUGCCAAAAGUAUUCAGCAUCAAACUAUCUCCACCUUUAAAGCAGCAAAGUCAGGAAUUUUGAAUUGUAGUGUAACUGAGGAACCACUUGAUAUAAUUCACUCCAGCUGUGACCCAAAUAAAAAACAUAGAACUGUUCUGAGAGCUUCAACCUAAAGCACAGGAAUCGUAACCCUGUAAUUAAUGCUGGAAUUAGGCUGUGCAGCUGUUCCUAAUAAAGUGGCCCCUGAGUGUUUCUCUCUAAAGUCAAAUAAUGAGAUAAAUAUGUAAAAACACAUGAAUGUGUCACGGACGUUAGCAUCAUUUCCACCCACGCGUCAGCUGUCUGCUAAAUGUUAUACUUAUGGAACCAACGUAUUUAUUUAUCAAUAUUUAUUUUGCUGCUUUGAUGCCGAGGAGGAGACGCUGCUCCUCCAGAGAACGGUCCACGAACGAGGACAGAAUGUUGGUCACGCGACAACAGACGCCUUUAUCCUCCUUCGUGCGUCUUCAUUUACACAAAUGCUUUGUUUUCUACAGCAGCAUGUUUAAAUAUUGGUUGUUUUUUACACUAAAACACUUGUUACUGUUUUAAAAGUGAUUUGGUUGAAACUGGCUUCGUUCAGUAUGUUUAGUUUCACUGCAUUUAAUUGAAAACAUGUUUAUUCCAGUGAUUAAGAUCUCAGAGUGUCGCCAUGUUUUUAUACGUUGAACUGUGAUUGAUUGAUCUCAAUCUUACAACUUGAUAAACCUUCAGUUUUUCUUUUAGGGAACUGAAAUCCUGAGUGAAGGUUUAGUAAAACUUUGCUGACACAAUUUACCAUAGUGCAAUAAUCUGUUGUGUGUAUUGUUCUGUGGAAACUUUGAUACUAUCACUUUUUAUUCUUGUUGUAUUUUGAUACUCGUGAACAUUUGGACAUUUGUUCCGUCGUGUGUAGUUGUUAACAUCUGUAGCUCAGUGAAAAGUCACACGCAGACGUCGCUCUCACCUCCUCUACCAAAGAUGUCAUGUUCUCCAGCUGUGGGUGGUUUAAAACACCUCAGAAUGACCUUCGCAUCGUUUCCCACGUUUAGUUUCUGCAGGUUUCUGUUCUCGACUGUAACAACUUCUGUCUUUUACACACGUUAUCGCGGCCUUUGUUUGUGGAGGUUAUGACUGAUGUGAUGCCUGGAUGUGUCACUCAAACUUUAUUUCCCACAUUUGUUUAGGUUCAGGCGAACUAAACAGUGACUGUACAACAAGAUGUAAAAUACUUGUGCAAAUGAUUCUUAUUCAUGUGCAAACGUCCAAACUCUGUCACGCUGCCAAAAGCUGGUAGCGACUUGGUACCGAAAAGCUGAUAAAUCAUCAUUAUAGGUUUGAAAGUAACAAAGACCUUAUUAUUUUAAAUAUACCGUCUUUAUGCAGGUUCAUCUGCCUUUGAGCUCAGUGCAGGUCCAGAAAUGUGACUUUGGCUGUGACGACAUCAUUAUUAUUGAACUAAACGCAAAAUAUUAAAUUAAAUAUUCACAGUUUUGCCAUCCAGUACAGGAAAAGAACGUGCUUCAAGAAGUGGGACGAGCACCUUCUAUGGAAAGUUCAAUUAAGGUAUUAAAAAUUGGAUGGUCAUUGAUUCUGAUGAAGUGGAGGUCUGACAUGAACUGUAUUAAAGAACUAAGUAGAACCAUCUCCUCCACUCUACAUUCGUCACAUGUUUGACUUUCUGGAUCAAAUGGUGAAAAUCACAGACAGUGACGUCACUGGUGGUUUAUAUACAUCUGGUUCAUGUUUAAUUUACCUUUAAGGGUGGAUAAAGUGAAUAAACCUUGUUCAGAUGAACCAUUAUGACACCACAUAAGCGAUGCUUUCUGAUAAAGACAUUCUGUUUCCAGUUAAAUUAGUGAUCAAACCCAGGUAUGAAUCGAAUAUUGUUUAAGAUGUUCAGCAUUAAAUCAACACUUUGAGUAUUUUCUUUGUGGGAAUAUAUGAUGCCCAGUUGUUCCUGGUGUGACUGACAAAGUCUGCAGAGCUUUGUGUAGGUCCCAUUUUAUUCCUGCAUGAUUGUUGUGGAAUGUUUAAAAGUUGUGUAAUAAAUAUCAAAGUAAAGGA
Betta splendens (Siamese fighting fish) is the source of this 3708-nucleotide messenger RNA. RefSeq names its product chromosome 14 C5orf24 homolog (gene c14h5orf24). The transcript is spliced from 2 exons. Bases 424 to 1020 code for a protein of 198 amino acids. The record is from RefSeq and is a predicted model, not a curated record. NCBI's taxonomy places the organism in Eukaryota, Metazoa, Chordata, Actinopteri, Anabantiformes, Osphronemidae.